Messenger RNA from Puccinia graminis f. sp. tritici CRL 75-36-700-3, 1106 nucleotides. RefSeq lists its product as uncharacterized. The coding region runs from base 188 to 1018 and encodes 276 amino acids. Gene Ontology annotation, molecular function: ubiquinone binding. The record is from RefSeq and is a predicted model, not a curated record. Gene Ontology annotation, cellular component: mitochondrion. The transcript has 3 exons. Gene Ontology annotation, biological process: cellular respiration; ubiquinone biosynthetic process. NCBI's taxonomy places the organism in Eukaryota, Fungi, Basidiomycota, Pucciniomycetes, Pucciniales, Pucciniaceae.
UAUUUGAAAGUGAUCCUCUUUGUAUCCAGCUGGCUCUUGGUCAAGCACCCCAAAAAUUGUUCAUCAGUCCGGAAAAAGCCUUAAACCUCCUAAAAACCUUUCUCAACUUAUCUCUCAAGUAGCGAAAAGAAAUCCACCUCUUCGACAACAAAAAAGAAGUUGUUGCGCAAGCUGUUAUAAACGAAAGAUGUAUCACAGAAACAGUCUUUCAGCCAGAGGUCUCACAAGGUCGUUAGUCCAGCUGGUUUCUGCGGCUAGGCCGACGUCAUUUCCUCAGGUUCAGCCGCAAGCGAUUAUCAACAAAUCCAAUAAGGUCCUCUUCUCGCGCACUUUCUUUGACCUGCCCUCCUUUCCACCAUCGAAACCAAGUGAGAGCGAAGUGCAAAGCGUCGAAGACUUGUAUGCCAAGGAUAGACUAUUCUCCAAGAAGGGAGACCUGCUAGUUUACAAGGAAACCAAGCGGCUUCCCUACACCAAGGAACAGCUCUACGGUGUGAUCGCAGAUGUGGAGGCCUAUCCUCAGUUCGUGCCUUUCUGUACGGGGUCCAACGUUUAUUCGGUCGAAACACUUGGCGACUCUUCAUCCUCAGAACGCCCAAAGGACAAUCGAGCUAGGCCCUGGUUAGAAGGUGGAUAUUCUGGGGAAAUUCAUUUGCUUCAAAAAGAACUUUCCGUGGGCUUCAAGGGCAUUGAGGAAAAGUACAUCAGUCAUGUAGAGUGUCGAAAAUGGGACACAGUUAAAGCCACCGCGAGUAACUCGAAACUGUUCAAACAUUUAACUUCGACUUGGACAUUCAAGAGUCCAGCAGAGAUCUCGUUCCCUCAGUCAGUCUUGCAGACAAACGACCCGUCUUCAAGUAACUCGACCUAUAUUUCUCUUCACCUCGCUUUCGCCUUCGCUAGUCCAGUGCAUGCUGCUAUCAGUGAACUAUUCUGGAAAGCCGUCAGCGAGCGCAUGGUCUCAUCAUUCGAAGCCAGAGUUCGACAAGUGCAUGGUAGACCAACUCAAAAAUGCUAAAAGGAAAUAGUCCAUUCAAGUUUUUCAUCGUACAUUUCUGAGGUGUAGCUUUAGAACUUAGCUACCUAAGCCAGCCGCUGUGUUAAAU